Messenger RNA from Pipistrellus nathusii (Nathusius's pipistrelle), 1383 nucleotides. The record is from the annotation of a GenBank genome assembly. Lineage: Eukaryota; Metazoa; Chordata; Mammalia; Chiroptera; Vespertilionidae.
AUGGGGAAACUUCACUCCAAGCCGGCCGCCGUGUGCAAGCGCAGGGAGAGCCCGGAAGGUGACAGCUUCGCCGUGAGCGCCGCCUGGGCCCGGAAGGGCAUCGAGGAGUGGAUCGGGCGGCAGCGCUGUCCGGGCGGCGGCUCCGGACCCCGGCAGCUGCGGGCGGCGGGCACGGCCGGCAGAGGAACCCGGGAGCUGGCGGGCGAGGUUUUCAGAGAGACGCUCAGCGAGGAGGAGGAGGAGGAGGAGGAGGAAGACUUCCGCCUGGAAGUGGCCCUGCCCCCCGAGAAGACCAGCGGGCUGGCCAGUGGCGAUGAGAAGAGGAUGGAGAAGCCGAGCGAAUCCUGUCCAGGCUCCAAGAAGCAGCUGAAGCUGGAGGAGCUGCAGUGUGACGUGUCCGUGGAGGAGGACAGCCGGCAGGAGUGGACCUUCACCCUGUACGACUUCGACAACAACGGGAAGGUCACCCGGGAGGACAUCACCAGCCUGCUGCACACCAUCUACGAGGUGGUGGACUCCUCCGUCAACCACUCCCCAACGUCCAGCAAGACGCUGCGGGUGAAGCUCACCGUGGCCCCCGACGGGAGCCAGGGCCGGAGGAGCCUCCUUCUCCACCACCCCGACCUGCAGAGCGCCAGGCCCCGAGCGGAGACCAAGCCGGCGGAGGAGCUGUGCAGCUGGGACAAGAGGCAGCGGGCCCCGCUCAGGUUCCAGGGGGACAGCCGCCUGGAGCAGCCCGGCUGCUACCACCCGUGUGUGGAUGAGAACAUUGAGAGGAGAAACCACUACUUAGACCUCGCGGGGAUAGAGAACUACACGUCCCAGUUCGGGCCUGGCUCCCCGGCGGUGGCCCAGAAGUCAGAACUGCCCCCCCGUGCCUCCAACCCGACGCGGUCUCGCUCCCACGAGCCCGACGCCGUCCACGCCCCCCAGCGGAAGCCCCCAGGCGCAGACCCCGGCUCGGCCCACGGCCCGGACACCCCGUUCGCCAAGGCCCCGGAGGCCCAGCAGCGGCUCCGCGGCGCCCAGGACGGGAGCAAGCACUUUGUGAGGUCCCCCAAGGCCCAGGGCAGGAACGCGGGCGGGGGCCACGCGGCCAGGGGGGCCAGGGGCAAGCCCCCCCCGGGACCCGCCGUGCCCGCGGCGUCCCCGGCCGCCCGCCUGGCCGCCGGCCCGGGCCUCCUCCCCGCCCUGGCACCCCUCGGGCACAGGAAGCACCGGCACCGGGCCAAGGAGGGCCCGCCGGGGUGCCGGGCCCUGCAGGCCGCGCUGGCCGGCGGCUCGGUGGCCCACGACGGCCAGGCCGGCCAGGCGGUCCAGAGACACGAGCACCACCACCACCACGAGCACCACCACCACUACCACCACUUCUACCAGACAUAG